Lycium ferocissimum is the source of this 1894-nucleotide messenger RNA. RefSeq names its product endoglucanase 1-like. Gene Ontology annotation, biological process: carbohydrate metabolic process. The transcript is spliced from 6 exons. The record is from RefSeq and is a predicted model, not a curated record. The coding region runs from base 114 to 1619 and encodes 501 amino acids. Gene Ontology annotation, molecular function: hydrolase activity, hydrolyzing O-glycosyl compounds. Lineage: Eukaryota; Viridiplantae; Streptophyta; Magnoliopsida; Solanales; Solanaceae.
ACUAUAUAAACAGGCAUUCCCUCCAAUGUAACUCAAACUUUCGAGCCAUACCAACCCCAUCGCCCUAUUUAUCAUUUAAGUAUUAAAACAUUAGUACCAAGGGGAGAUGAGAAAUGGCCUAUGCUAUUAAGGCUUCAUUUAACAUGCUGAUUUUAUGCUUCACAUUCCUCCUCUUACUUAAUCUUUCUCAUAAUUUUGCCUUAGCAUUCACCUCUCAAGAUUACUCUAAUGCUCUUGAGAAAUCGAUUCUCUUCUUCGAGGGACAGAGGUCUGGAAAAUUGCCUACGAAUCAACGCCUUAAGUGGAGGGGUGAUUCUGGCUUGUCUGAUGGUUCCGGUUACCAUGUUGAUCUAGUAGGAGGAUAUUAUGAUGCAGGGGACAAUGUUAAGUUUGGAUUGCCAAUGGCCUUCACCACAACUCUGCUAGCAUGGAGUGUAAUUGAAUUUGGAAGCUCCAUGCACAACCAACUUGACAACGCCAAAGAAGCCCUUCGUUGGAGUACCGAUUAUCUUCUUAAAGCUGCCACAGCCAGCCCCAACACGUUAUACGUGCAAGUAGGAGACCCGACCCAAGAUCACAGGUGUUGGGAGAGACCCGAGGACAUGGACACACCUCGCAACGUGUACAAAGUGUCCCCUCAAAAUCCAGGUUCUGAUGUUGCUGCUGAAACUGCUGCUGCAUUGGCUGCUGCCUCCAUUGUUUUCAAAGAUUCUGACCGUUCUUACUCCUCUAAAUUAUUGCAUACUGCACAAGAGGUGUUUGAUUUUGCUGACAAGUAUAGAGGCACCUAUAGCGACAGUCUAAGUUCAGCCGUCUGCCCAUUUUACUGCUCUUAUUCUGGAUACAAGGAUGAACUUCUAUGGGGAGCAUCAUGGCUUCAUAGAGCUUCACAAGACUCUUCUUAUCUUUCUUAUAUCCAAUCAAACGGUCAAACUAUGGGUGCUGAUGAAGAUGACUACUCCUUCAGUUGGGAUGACAAGAGACCUGGAACCAAAAUUGUCCUCUCAAAGGACUUUUUGGAAAAGAGUACUCAAGAAUUCCAAGCAUACAAAGUUCACUCAGACAAUUAUAUCUGCUCUCUAAUUCCAGGCUCACCUAGCUUUCAAGCUCAGUAUACCCCAGGGGGGCUUCUGUUCAAAGGAGGUGGAAGCAAUCUCCAAUACGUGACAGCAUCAUCGUUUCUCCUAUCAACCUAUGCCAAAUAUUUGAGGUCAAAUGCAGGAGUUGUGUCAUGUGGGAGCUCAAAAUUUCCAGCAGAGAAGCUCGUCGAACUUGCAAAGAAACAAGUGGACUACAUAUUAGGAGAUAAUCCAGCAAGAAUAUCAUACAUGGUUGGUUUCGGACAGAAGUAUCCACUUCGUGUGCACCAUAGAGGUUCAUCUCUACCGUCAGUACAUACACAUCCUGGUCACAUUGGAUGCAAUGAUGGGUUCCAGUCUUUGAACUCGGCCUCGCCUAAUCCAAAUGUCCUGGUCGGAGCCAUCGUGGGUGGUCCUGAUAGUAAAGAUAACUUUGAAGAUGAUAGGAACAAUUAUCAGCAAUCAGAGCCUGCUACUUACAUUAAUGCACCACUAAUUGGGGCUCUUGCUUUCCUAUCUGCAGAAUCCACAGCAAAGUAGUAGUGGAUGGAGUCACAUAUGUUUGGUUGAAUAUUAGAGUUCAACUAUGCUUUAUUAACUAAGUCUUGUAGCAGAGGAAGCGGAUCAGGGAAUCCGUAUGGUCCCUCAAGAUAAUUGUGGCAUGAAAGUUGCACUAGAUAUAUUCUAAGUAAGGUGUUUAUUUUUCCUUCUAUGCAUUCAGCAUGUAAGCAAGAGAUUUCCAGAGGAACUCUUGGUUCCUCUAGGAGUCUAAGACCCUUAAAAUGCUUGAAAUGAAUUUUCAGACAUUUGAUUAA